GUCAAAAAGACAAACGGAUGUUUAUCCACGAGGAAACAUCUGGAUGGUAGCAGGAAGUGACAUGACUGCUCAGGUGAGGUUUUACCUGUCUACGCUCUUUCUCUGGAAUGUUUCUUAGGAACUUGGAAUGAUUUAGUACAAACAGACACUUUGGAAUAAUAAACAGAGUCAGAUGAAACGUGUAGAAGCGCGUAGGAGAAGCAGAAACAUCUGAUUAUCAGAGAGGAAGCAGCUGAAAGAGGAAGAUGUGCUUCUCUAAGCAGAGCGAGGUGGAUGUGGAGCAGCAGAACAUCAAACUCCUCCAUCGUCAAACACAAGCAGCAGCUGAGCGACUGGACCUCCAAACGUGAGAGAAAAUGAGUUUUAUUGAUGAGCUGAAGCUGAAUGCUUCACUAACUGAUGAUGAUGAUUAUUAUUACUCCACCUACAACCCCGAAGAUCUUAUUGGACCUUGUUCCUUCAGUAACAACAACAGUCUGAGUACUGUAAUCGGACCUUAUAUCCACUCCAUCAUCUGCUUCCUGGGCUUCGUGGGAAACAGCCUGGUGAUCGUCACCUACGCGCUCUACAAGAGGACCAAGUCCAUGACCGACGUCUACCUGCUUAAUGUCGCCAUCGCUGACCUGCUGUUCGUGCUGGCUCUGCCUUUCAUCGUCUAUAACGAGCUGUAUUCGUGGCCGAUGGGGCCGGUGGCCUGUAAGCUGCUUCGCGGCUCCUACAGCAUCAACAUGUACAGCGGUAUGCUGAUGCUCGCCUGCAUCAGCACAGACCGCUACAUUGCCAUCGUCCAAGCUCGCAGGAGCUUCGGGUUACGCUCGCUGUCUUACAGCCAUGUCAUCUGUGUCUGCAUCUGGGUCUUUGCCUUGCUGCUGUCCAUCCCUUCCUUUGUCUUCUACCAGUGGUACGAGCCAACAAACCACUUAGUCAUCAUGAUAGGAGGAAAUAACCAGACUGCAACGGCUCCACAGUACGUCUGUGAGAUGAAGUUUGCAAACAGUGAAACAGCCACAAAGACUAAAGUAGCCCUCCCCAGCAUCCAGCUAGCAGUCGGCUUCUUCCUGCCACUGCUCAUCAUGAUCUUCUGCUACACCUCGGUCAUCGUCACUCUGAUGAAAGCCAAGAACUUCCAAAGACACAAAGCUGUUAAGGUGGUGGUGGUGGUGGUGGUGGUGUUCAUCGUCUGCCACCUGCCUUACAACAUUACUCUGUUAUACGACACGGUCAGCAUGUUUGAUCAAGGUGACUGUGAGUAUGUGGACUUCCUGCAGGCGGUGCUGACAGUGAUGCAGACCAUCGCCUACCUGCACUGCUGCCUGAACCCGGUGCUUUAUGCCUUUGUGGGUGUGAAGUUCAGGAACCACUUCAGGAAGAUCUUCAAGGAUCUGUGGUGUAUUAGCAAGAGGUACAUGACCCCACGUCGCUUCUCCAGGGGGAAUUCUGACACCUACUUGUCUACAAUCCGCCGUUCAGGGGAUGUAUCCAGUGAAACUGGAUCGUCUUUCACCAUGUGAGGAGAUCAGUCUAAAGAAACUUAAUGUCCAAACCCGACUCUUGUCAAUUUUUAUAAAGAGUAAGUG
Molecule: messenger RNA, 1577 nt
Organism: Nothobranchius furzeri (turquoise killifish)
Lineage: Eukaryota; Metazoa; Chordata; Actinopteri; Cyprinodontiformes; Nothobranchiidae
Gene: ccr6a
Product: chemokine (C-C motif) receptor 6a
Biological process (GO): immune response; calcium-mediated signaling; G protein-coupled receptor signaling pathway
Cellular component (GO): membrane; external side of plasma membrane
Molecular function (GO): C-C chemokine binding; C-C chemokine receptor activity
Source: RefSeq, a predicted model, not a curated record